This is a messenger RNA of Mycena citricolor, 1437 nucleotides long. The record is from the annotation of a GenBank genome assembly. Lineage: Eukaryota; Fungi; Basidiomycota; Agaricomycetes; Agaricales; Mycenaceae.
UGACAUCAUCGAUUUGUGGUGGGCCGAUUUUAUAAGUCCUUGCUUUCAACCCAUUAUUUGGGGAUGAUGGAACUUUCUUGUCAGAUGUGCAUCCUUCUCACAUGUGCAUGCCGCCUAUCGAACCCGCAUGUUGGUGGAAGAUGUGUUUAUCCUGGUACAGAAGGCUUGGACGAUCGAUCUAGCGAUUUUGGACUUCCCAUUCCUCUUUCACGUGACGACGCGACAUCGGUCUGGAGCAUUCCAGCAUCAUCUCAAAGACGUCCACCCCGAGCUCGACCGCGUGGAAAUCGCGUGAGAUUCUUCGCGCCGAACAGGAAACCGAAUACAAACCCUUCGGUCAUUGACUAUAAGAGGGUCCACGGUCGCCCUAGCGCUCUCUCUACUUUGAAGAACUACAAUCUCCGAAACAUGGCGACGACAACUACUACUACUACUUCCCCGAGUGCGAGCUCCGUGACCAGGCGUGUGACGAAGAAGGUCCUGGCAGUGGAGCAGCUGGAGGGUGAAGGGGCGCUCGUGCGGAGAAGUAUCGGGACAGAUCAAUUGCGCAAUCUGACGCCGUUCUUAAUGCUCGAUCACUUCCAUGUUAAACCCGGCGCGGGAUUCCCGGAUCACCCGCACAGAGGCCAAUCGACCGUAACCUACAUGCUCGAAGGCACAAGCGACCACGAAGACUCGGCCGGGCACCGGGGCACCAUCGAGACGGGCGGCGUGCAGUGGAUGGUCGCCGGGCGCGGGAUCAUCCACGCGGAGAUGCCCGUCCACGCGCCCGGCCAGCCCGACCCGCGCGGCCUGCAGCUCUGGGUCAACCUCCCCAAGCAGUACAAGAUGGUCGAGCCGAUGUACCAGGAGCUGGAUGCGGCGGGAAUCCCCACGGCGUAUCCGGCCGGCGAGGAUGCCGGGCUGCGGGUGAAAGUGAUCAGUGGGAUCAGCGCUGGCGUCGAGUCGCCGGUCCGGUCGCUCGGUGGAUGCUGGUAUUUCCAUUUCAUCUGGAACAAGGAGGGUGUCAGCACCUUCCAGGACCUGCCGAAAGGCUGGACUGCAUUCAUCUACGUCCUGAAGGGGACGUUACUUGUCGGGAACGACUCCAUCGCACAUAAAGCGUUCCACACACUCGUUCUCUCUGCAGACGACGUCGAGAGCGGCGUGCUUCUGAAAUCGGGCACAAAUGACACAGAGUUGAUGCUUGCUGCUGCCGAAUCCAUCGACGAGCCUAUCGUACAAUACGGUCCAUUUGUAAUGAACACGCGCGAGGAAAUUAUGGAUACACUCCGUGAUUACCAACUCGGACGGAAUGGUUUCGAGAAAGCCCAUUCAUGGAAGAGUGAGAUCGCUCAGCGCGCCUAGUCGUUCGAUUAUCUAUAUCAUUAUUGUCUUUCAAAUGGAAUGGAGAUUAAAGAUAAAAGUGCAUAAAUACAGAUGUGCAACGUAAAAAAU